Ectocarpus sp. CCAP 1310/34 is the source of this 1329-nucleotide messenger RNA. Lineage: Eukaryota; Phaeophyceae; Ectocarpales; Ectocarpaceae. The record is from the annotation of a GenBank genome assembly.
CAACCUUGUCAUGGGAUCGGGGUUUCUGGCACUACCGGCGGCGUUUGUGGCGACGGGAAUGUUUCUUGGCGUCGCCGUGUUGUUCGCGUGCAUGGGGCUAUUGAGGAUGACGGCCAUGUACGAGGUGGAGACGAUGUGCCGGGCAGAGGCAUGGAUGAAGGCCAACUUGGUUCCUCUCGUCCACAAGCAGAGGGCUAGGGAGGGAGCGGAGUCGGAGAUGCACCUGAGCUCCCACGCCUUUCAGAUGACAGAGAUGUGCGAGUUGUUCGGCGGACGCAUGCUGCAGGAUAUCAAGCGAGCCUUCAACUUCAUGCUGUUCCUGUACAUGUUCUGCGCCCUAUGGGGCUACGGCGCCGUGUUUGGCGAGGCACUCGCUACCUACGCGCCGGUACCGUUCCUAGGACCGGUCGGCGCCUACCGCAUGUACGUGGUCCUGUUUGGGAUGGUGGUGGUGCCCAUGUCGACGCUGGAAAUCAAGGAGCAGGCGACGUUUCAGGUCGUCUUGACCAUCAUGCGCUUCAUGGCGUUGGUGGUGAUGGUCGGGACUAUCUUGACCUCCCUGUACACAGGUGGAGAGCCCUUCGGCCCAGGGACGGAGGAACUCGUAGGCACGACGCCGUUAGCCACUUGGCGAGGGAUUUUUAAGGCCGUCCCCGCUGGCAUCUUCGCGCUGUCGCUGGCUGCCACGACACCGACCAUUGUGUCCGGCCUGGAACAAAAGCAUUCCGUCGGGAACGUGGUGUGGACAGCUAUGAUCAGCGCGGCUGUAACCUACACAGGCAUCUCAUUAGCCACGGCGUACUACUUCGGCGCGAGCGUGAACGGCAGCUGCAACGUGAACUGGGCCAACUACUCCCCCGAGGGCGAUGGUCCUGUCGGGUCGCUGCUGGCCACUUCAGGCCGCAUGAUGGCCUACUUUGUGGUGCUGUUUCCCGCCAUGGACGUUACCAGCGUGUACCCUCUCAAUGUCAUGGUGGUCGCGAAUAACAUGAUGGCGGCGGUGUACAACGACCAUGUGGACAACGCAGAAAACGACUCGGUGAUCGUCACGACCUUUAGGGGUGAAGCUGAUGUGGUACCUUUCAUUGACGGCUGCUUGACGGUGAUGAUCGCGUUCGUCUUCCCGGCGUACGUCAACCUCCUCUCCAAGAGAAUGUGCGAGGAGCGGUUCGGGGCGAGUAAAACGCCCUUCACUGGGGCCAUAACGUCGUCAACCCCUGCCCUGUACGCCUGCAUUGGUUUCGGGCUGCUGUUGUUCGUGUGCUUGAUAGGCGACGAUAUUGCGACGAUCCUAUCGUCCGAGUAGUUGUUCCUCCCUCAAGCUCGAAG